GUCCCACUGUGAUUGUACACUGAACUUCUUAAACACUUCCUGCCAGCAAUUUGAAGACUUCAGGAUGCUGCUGAUAAUAUAUCAUCUCUUCAUUGCUGGGUUUUCAUCAACAUUUCAUGUAAAAUUUUAUGUUAAUAUGAUUGCAGGAAGAAGACAUAUCCAGAAAAUAACCAUGGCAGUGAACUCCAGAGAGAAAACUAUAACCUGGAAUGAAAUCGACAAACUUCUAUAUUUCUUUUAUGAAGAAACGACAUCUUUAAUUCCUGAUCUUUGGGAACAAAAGUCAAAAUCAAAUAAUGAGGUGUCUCUUACUCAUUGUUUCUAUUUGGGAUUGAGUCAAUUAUUAGCAAAAAUCCAUUCCAAACAUGUAAAAAUUGAUUCCAAUCAAGAUGAUGACCACCUUAAUAACAUUCUGUCUGAUAUCAUUGGUAAUUUCCCUGAAGUAAAAGUCAGUAUUAUGGCACAAGAUAAUAAUAUUCUACUCGAGAGUUUAGUUAAGGAACAACUUGACCUUUGUGAGAAUUUUGUUCAUUUACAAUUAUCCGGAGUAGGACCUCCAAGAUUUCAACCUGAGGCUUUCACACAAAUAUCAGGUGCUUCAGGCAAUGACAUUUUAAACAUUAAUGAGCAAGACCAAGUUGUUGCAUCUUUCCAUCUACCAUGCAAGCUGAAACUGGACAUUUAUUCUGAAAAUGUAAAUAUGUGUGAUGUUGGUGCUGUCAUAACAGUUCAGAAUCAUGGAAACUACAAUGAAGAUGUGAUGGCAGUGUGCAAUAACGACUCAAAGUACUUACUCUGUGUCAAAGAACCAAGUAGAGACAUCUAUUCUGGUGAUCAAAAUAGCAUCCAAAAAUAUGUUGCUAACAUAUUUUACCAAUGUUUUGAUAAAGCUGUGUAUUUAAAGAUUAAGUCAGUGGCCACCACAUUGAUUUUUACAGGUCAACUUGGCAUCCCUAUGGACACUGUUCUAUUCUCCAUUGUACAAGCAUUGAACCAGUUUAUGGAUAAACAAGUAACAGAGAGCUGUCUCAAGGAAAUACACAUUGUUGAUUAUUCUCCUGAAACUUGUAAAGUCAUGGAACAGUUCCUCACUAUAUACUGGCCAAAGAAAAUAUCACCAAGAAAAACUUACCAGCCACACUCAAUAAAUAGGGUCCCAAGAUUCCAAAAUACUUCAGUGAAUCCAGCUGUCCAGAGUUUGGAUUAUUCCACACAUCAGCUAAACAACCUUAGUUUGCAUGGAAACCGCAGGAAAAGUGACAAGCCAUACUCAAUAAAUAGGAACCCAAGAAGAUACCAAAAUGCUUCAGUGAAUUCCACUGGCCGAAGUUUGGAUAACGUCACACAUCAGCUAAACAACCUUAGUUUGCAUGGAAACCGCAGGUCAGUGGCAACUCCUAAAGGGUUAAGAAACAGAAAUGUGAAUACUUCUGGGGAACGCAGUGAUCAAAAUCAAGAAUGUCAAAUUUGUUUCCAGACAUUAACAUUUAAAAAGACACUGAAAUGCAAGCAUAGUUUUUGUCAACAUUGUUUAGACACCUGGUUACACAUCAAGAAAUCUUGUCCUUUAUGUCGUGCACCAGUAUAAUAAACUAUACAAGAAUUGGUCCUGAAAUACUUGCAUACUUCUAUCUAUAAGUUUGUGAUUAAUAAAUAUGUCAAUAUUUA
Octopus bimaculoides (California two-spot octopus) is the source of this 1668-nucleotide messenger RNA. RefSeq lists its product as uncharacterized. Gene Ontology annotation, cellular component: nucleus. Gene Ontology annotation, biological process: ubiquitin-dependent protein catabolic process. Gene Ontology annotation, molecular function: ubiquitin protein ligase activity. Lineage: Eukaryota; Metazoa; Mollusca; Cephalopoda; Octopoda; Octopodidae. The record is from RefSeq and is a predicted model, not a curated record.